Molecule: messenger RNA, 753 nt
Organism: Aureobasidium melanogenum CBS 110374
Lineage: Eukaryota; Fungi; Ascomycota; Dothideomycetes; Dothideales; Saccotheciaceae
Exons: 2
Coding region: 1-753 (250 amino acids)
Source: RefSeq, a predicted model, not a curated record
AUGCAUUCGUUAAGAUCACCACCGUACAUCAUCGCAGUUCUCAGUGGCGCACAGACUGAACUUGACCUGUCCGGCGACCGACCGUUCAGCCUCAGCAUUACUCUCACUCUUCAUGCCGAGGCGCCUGUUUUCUGUUACAUCGGAGACGACAAUGCCUUCUUUCGCCUUCCUCACGCCCUACACGAUGUAGGCAUCGAAUUCACAGAUCAACGCACGCACAAGCAAAUUGGAACCUCACAAGUCGCUUGCACUGGUUUCAUGGACGAGCCAGGACCGGGCAGAAUUUUGGACUCAAGUUCCGGUCUCUUCCUACAACCCAAGUCUCCUGUCGUAUUUGACAUUCCUUUCAAUGGCACUCGAUACAAACAAGGUGAUAACUUCUUCGAUCUCCAUCUCUACAUGGUUUCACACGGUUUUGAGGCCGGCGGCACUUACAAAGCUGCACUUCCGACCGACCGCAAGCUUUCCUGGUGGAGAUGGGCAAAAUCAUGGGAGGCUGAAGAUCAAGAACCGGAAAGCUCUGCUUUGACGUCCGGAGAAGGUAAACAACGUGUACCUGUGCUGUCCGAGAACGAGCAACUACCAAUCUACAUCGAAGGUGAUGGUCUGAUCUUCUCAUGUGUUGGAAAUCCGAUGGAGUGGCCACUUCGUUCCGAGGAAGAAGAGAGACAAUUGGCUGAGGAAAGACGACAAAUUCGGGAGAGAAGACGACGUGUUCAAGCGGAAGCUUCAAACGCACCCAAGGCAGAUUGA